Molecule: messenger RNA, 3171 nt
Organism: Candoia aspera
Lineage: Eukaryota; Metazoa; Chordata; Lepidosauria; Squamata; Candoiidae
Gene: MELTF
Product: melanotransferrin
Exons: 16
Coding region: 182-2377 (731 amino acids)
Biological process (GO): iron ion transport
Cellular component (GO): plasma membrane; recycling endosome; extracellular region
Source: RefSeq, a predicted model, not a curated record
CACUCUCCCCCCGCAAAGGCGGAGGACAGAGGUGCAGCCUGUUCCCAACGCCAAGGGCCCAGCCUGCUUCCUCGGAGGGAGGGACAGGAGGAGGAGCAGGUUUAGGGAAGGGCCGGAUUCCUUCCUUUGCUCGCAGGCUGGGGAGAGAGGAGAACCUCGCCACAGGCACAGGGCUCUUGCCAUGAGGCACUCAGCGUGCUGUUUUGCCCUUCUGCUUUGCUUCCAUACAGCUGCCAUGCUGAGCCUGCUGCGCUGGUGCACAGUCUCUGACCAGGAGUUGGCCAAAUGCAGUGACAUGAGCAAAGCAUUCUCCAGGGCAAACAUCCUCCCUGAACUGGCCUGUGUGAAUGGUGGCUCAGCAGUCAAUUGCACCUCUAUGAUUAACUGGAAUUUGGCUGAUGCAAUGACUGUGGAUGGUGGCACCAUUUACCAAGCUGGGAAGGAAAACGGUCUGAAGCCAGUGGUGGCGGAAGCCUAUGGCCAAGAUGUUGGUACCUCCUAUUAUGCAGUGGCUGUUGUGAAAGCAGAUUCCAAUCUGACCAUCAACCGGCUGAGAGGGGCUAAGACAUGUCAUACAGGGAUCAAUAGAACAGCUGGCUGGAACAUCCCUGUUGGCUUUCUCCUUGACAGUGGUCGAAUGCCGAUGAUGGGUUGCAACGUUUCCAAAGCUGUCAGUGAUUAUUUCAAGGCCAGCUGUGUCCCUGGAGCAGGUGAGAGCGGCCACCCUGCAUCCCUCUGCGAACUCUGCAAAGGAGAUGAAACCGGACAGAGCAAGUGUGAGCUGAACCCCAGAGAGGAAUAUUAUGACUACGCUGGUGCCUUCAGGUGCCUGGUGGAUGGGCCAGGAGAGGUGGCCUUUGUCAAGCACACCACAGUGCCAGAAGCCACAGAUGGCCGAGCUCUGUCCUCCUGGAGCCUCGAGGACUUCCAACUUCUCUGCCGGGAUGGAAGCCGGGCGGCAGUCACCGAGUGGCGGACAUGUCACCUGGCACGCGUUCCUGCUCAUGCUGUAAUCACCAGACAGGACAUGGAAGGAAGUCUCAUCUUUGAACUGCUGAACCAAGGACAGCAAAGGUUUAACGGUGGAGACUCCAGCUUCCAAAUGUUUGACUCAACAGCCUAUGGAGGAAAAAAUCUUCUCUUUAAAGACUCUACCACAGAGCUGGUUCCCAUUAUGGAACAGACAUACCAGGCUUGGUUGGGAGAUGAAUAUCUGCAUGCCAUGCGAGGCUUGGAUUGCGAUCCUAAAAGGUUACCAGAAUUUCUGCGCUGGUGUGUCUUGUCAACAGAGGAGAUCUGGAAAUGCAGCAAGAUGGCCACCGUCUUUAAGAGCCAGAAUCUGAAGCCAGAAAUCCAGUGUGUUUCAGCCCAGAGUCCAGAGCAGUGCAUGCAGCAUAUUCAGAAAAGAGAAAUUGAUGCCGUGGUUUUGGCUGGAAAGGAUAUUUACGUGGCUGGGAAGACUUAUGGUCUAGUGCCUGCUGCUGCAGAACACUAUGCAGAUGGAGAUACUACCAGCACAUACUACGCAGUGGCAGUGGUGAAGCGAGCAACUUCUGAUGUCUUCACUAUCCACGAGCUACAGCAUAAAAGGUCCUGUCACACAGGCUAUGGGCGGAUGGCUGGCUGGAACAUACCCAUUGGCCUCUUGCUGCAAAAGGGAUUCAUUCAGCCCCAGGAAUGCAACGUUCUCAAAGCGGUGAGUGGCUUUUUCUCUGCCAGCUGCAUUCCCACAACUGAGAAUGAGGGCUACCCUGCCAACCUCUGUGAGCUGUGCAUCGGUGACAGCAAGGGAAAUUUCAGGUGCAAUGCCAGCAACCAGGAAACUUACUAUGGCUACACAGGAGCCUUCAGAUGCUUAGCAGACGGUCGUGGUGAUGUGGCCUUUGUCAAGCACAGUUCGGUCUUCGAAAACACAGAUGGUCAUAAUACAGAUGCCUGGGCCUCCAUGCUUCGGUCUGGUGACUUCCAGCUCUUGUGUCCAAACGGUGCCCGUGCUGAAGUUGCCCAGUUUGCUGGGUGUCACUGGGGCCAAGUGCCUCCUCGUGCCAUCAUGGUCCACCCAGACACCAACGCACUGGUUGUGUAUGGGCUUCUGGAUAAGGCUCAGGAUUUCUUUGGUAAGGACAACACCACCAAUGGAUUUAAAAUGUUCAGCUCAGCAGACUUCCAAAAGCAGGAUUUAAUCUUCAAGGAUUCCACUGUUGCAAUUGUGCCAGUCGGGGAGAGAAGAACAUUCAAGUCCUGGCUGGGGCAACCGUUCCUGGACUCUUUAGAAGGUUGGGAAUUCUCCCAGUGCUCAAGAGCUGCAUCCAAGCCUGUGAAUGUUAUUCCCCUACUGGUGACAAUUCUGACUCUUGCAACCAUUUCCUCUGCAUGAUCCACAACUCAGGUACAAUAUAAAAUGCAACCACAAGACUUAAUAUCUUAGGCAAUCAUCAUGAAAUCAAUCAAUGAUUGUGGAAUAUUUUACUUUCCUUCCUCACCAGCCUGCAUACUGUGCAUUCUAUGGAUGAAUUGAUAGGCCAGAUGUUUUAACCAUGGUUUGUUGAGCAAAUCAUAGUGACCUUAUUUGCACAUAAUGCUGAGACAUAAUGGGUGGACUUGCACAUCAUAUAAACUCAAAGGCUAUCAAGCCAUAUUAUGUGGCAGUGUUGUGUGUGAAUAAGGGCCUUCUCUAAACUUGCCUUAUCAUUUGACCUGUCCUAUCUGGGAGAUAGGGCUGUUCUUUUUUUGGCAAGUGUCAUCAGCUGUACUGAUCUGGAGUACUGUAAGAAAGACAAAGAGGCAUUCUUGGUUGAACUUACAUCUACUCGCUUACAUUUGCUUGCAGGGAUUCAUUAUGGUAUGCAAUUCUUUUUGCUCUAGAACAGGACAUUAUUAUGUAUGUUAAGUAACAUGAGAUUCUUGUUGUGGAUUAUAAAGCAUGACGAGUACAAAGAGAAGAUACGCCAGCAUACUGUAGAUGAUCUUCCUGCCAUUUCUGCUUUGGCAGCAAAUGUGGAUAGCCAUACGCCCUUCUACCAAAGGUGGUGGGGGUGGGAAACGUUCACUCCCUGCAGGAUCCAACUUCAAUAGAUAAAACAUAUUGAUUGCAGGAUUCAGAUUACUCUCCUUCACUGAUAUAUGUACUCUGUUUUUGAUUUGGCAUGUUCAAUAAAGUCUUACUUGAUC